AUGAAGCUUCUACUGCUAGCCGUCCUUGGUGUGAGCUUUGCCGUGCUGACGGUGCAAGCUGAAACUUCCCACCCUCCGUCGAAAACAUCCCACAAACGUGCGGUCCUAGGAGGCAUUGGAGGAUACGGAGGAGGCUAUGGAUUAGGAUCGUACGGACUGGGCGUAGGCGGCUAUGGAUUGGGAUUGGGUGGCGUAGGUGGCUACGGACUGGGCUUAGGUGGCGUUGCCGCAGGUAUCGGUUCGGCGAUUGCUGCUCCGGCCAUUGCCGGUCCUGCUUACGCUCCAGCAUUUGCGGCGCCGGCCAUUGCCGCCCCAGCCCUGGCAGCUCCGUCCAUCUCGAUUGCCCCCGCCAUCACCCGGAACAUUCACACUCAAUCGACGAUAACCCAGCCCGUCCCGGUCCCGGUGCCAACGCCGGUAGCCGUUCCCGUAACCCGCCACGUGGCCGUCCCCGUUCAGGUUCCGGUUCCGGUGCACAUUCCGCGGCCCUACCCCGUGCACGUGCACGUGCCCGUUGAUCGGCCCGUGCCGGUUCCGGUGCCGCAGCCGUACCCCGUGACCGUCACCCGACACGUUCCCGUGGCCGUCCCCCAUCCGGUGCCCGUUCCGCAGCCCGUGCCAGUGCCCCAGCCCGUGCCGGUUCCGCAGCCCUACCCGGUGCCACAACCCAUAGCGGUCCCAGUGCCAGCUCCAGCCCCGGCACCGAUUGCCAUCGCCGCUCCGACCAUUGCCGCGGCACCGGUGUACGGGCCCUCGCUCGGUCCCAUCGUCGGCGGAGGUGGCCUCAUCGGGGGUGGACUCAUUUCCGGGGGCGUUUUGUCACCCGGUUAUGGCGGGUACGGACUGGGAUCAUACCUCGGGGCAGGUUCGAUCUAUGGUGGUGGACCCAUCAUCAGCGGGGGAGGUCCCAUCAUCCACGGCCAUCACGGUGGGCACAUUGGGCUCACCAUCAAGAAGCACUUUGGUUAA
Messenger RNA from Culex quinquefasciatus (southern house mosquito), 969 nucleotides. Its product is annotated as tetra-peptide repeat homeobox protein 1-like. The transcript is spliced from 3 exons. NCBI's taxonomy places the organism in Eukaryota, Metazoa, Arthropoda, Insecta, Diptera, Culicidae. The record is from RefSeq and is a predicted model, not a curated record. Bases 1 to 969 code for a protein of 322 amino acids.